AUGUCCAGUAGAUUGCGUCGAAUCGUCGCCUGCGUUGAUGAGACAGGGCGCAGUGAAGAUUCACAGGAAGGUGAGCGACCCUGGAGACUUAAGCCACCUAAAGGAAAGCUGCACGCCAUCUCAGGACGUGGGAGUGGCAAUUACAGCAGCCUGUUCCGUAUCUAUGCUUUCCUCAAGAACGGCAAGAAUACUGACGAGAAGGGAAACAAAGUUGAGCAGUCAGGUCCUCCGUCAAUGAGCUCUUCCGAGGAGGUCGAUACUCCAGACGUCAGCCGAAUCGAGCCCGGGAGACACGCUCAUGCCAUGAACGAGGAGCGCAAGCACUUCCCAGUCCUUCGAAGCGAGCCCGUCGACAACUCUGGGCAUCGGGGGCAAGAAGACUGCCACCAGCAAGCAGGACUCGUGGGCACUCGUGAUGAUAUGUGCGGAGGAGCAGUGCACGACGGACUAUCUCUGUUACCCCUCCAGUGGAUGUUGAUUGAAAGCAGAUCCCAGGGUGUGGUAUCCAAGCACGAUCCUCCGCGCCAUCUUAAAGGGAGGACAACAGCGAGAUUUAAUAUCCAGAUCCGAGGUCAUCUUCCGAUAUUUAGCACAGGAUGCCGGAUCCUGAGCUGCGGUAAUGCUGGAGUCGGAAAGUCAACUUUGCUCAAUCGUGACUUUGGCAUAACCAUGGUGAACACCUGGAAUCAUGGUCACGAUUCUGAAGGGUUUCAGGCCGGCAACCUCAAAGAAAGUGAAUGCGUUCAAGGAGUUUCUGGCCAAAAGAUCAGGCCAGACGCUGGUCGAGGAGAGCUUUCACGCAAUAUGGCCGCUCUGGCUCGUGCGCUGGAAGAGGUGGCGUCCACUGCACCUUUAGUCCCCAUAAUCAUCGUUGGCACGGAGAAAGAUAAGUUUCUCCUACCGCACAGGUACGAUCAGACGCGGUACGAACACCACUUUGAUAUAAAUGACGAAGACUCUAUCAAAGGUCUGAUUAGUAUGGCCACGGCUUCAUUCCAUGAAAUUGUCGUAUCGGAGGCGAUCUGCGCAGCCCACAUCCCGGACAUCGAGGCCAAGAUUGACCAGGCUAUCGAGAAGACACUGAGACUUCUCAGAACGGCUGUGCCCGCCGCUCGUAUCCUUGGAGCAGGCACUUUUGUCGCGACGCCGACUGUCUCGAGAUGCCUUUGUCAAAAUUCUCGCAUGGUUGCUCCUGUAUACCAGAGGCAAGAGUGGCUGAGACUGGCAUCGUUCUAG
Molecule: messenger RNA, 1236 nt
Organism: Colletotrichum costaricense
Lineage: Eukaryota; Fungi; Ascomycota; Sordariomycetes; Glomerellales; Glomerellaceae
Exons: 7
Coding region: 1-1236 (411 amino acids)
Source: RefSeq, a predicted model, not a curated record